Linum trigynum is the source of this 1790-nucleotide messenger RNA. The record is from the annotation of a GenBank genome assembly. NCBI's taxonomy places the organism in Eukaryota, Viridiplantae, Streptophyta, Magnoliopsida, Malpighiales, Linaceae.
GAUACUAGUAGAUUUCAUUGUUGAGGGAGUCACUCUCGAUACAACACCAGAAGGAGUAUGGGAGGUAUACAUGGACGACGCGACAAGCAAACAUGGGGCCAGAGCGAGUGUCGUCGUGCGCACCCCGACAGGCGUCGUUCACGAAAUAGCAAUCUGAUUCAAAGUGUUGAAAACAAACAACGCAGUCGAGUAUGAGGCCAUAUUGGCGGGAAUGACGGUCGCCAACGACCUGGGCGCAAGAACGAUCAGGGUGCUAUCCGAUUCUUCUCUGGAGGUCAAACAACUGAACGGGACCUUCGACGCAAAAGAGGACACGCUCGCACAGUACAUGGAGCGUGUCAAACAACGAGCAAGUACCUUUGAAGUGGUGACCUAUGUGAAAAUACUAAGGGAGGAAAACAUGCACGCGGACGCACUAUCCAAGCUAGCAACCGCCACCGACUUCGAAUCGACGCGCCUAGUCUCGGUUCAAAAAGAGGAAGAAGAAAGCCACCGGGACAUCAUGGUCAACACCACGCAAAUAGUGCAGGAAGAAGACUAGAGAGUCCCAAUCAAAAAAUACUUAGAGGACGGUGUGGUGCCAGAAGACACUAAAGAGGCAUGGACCCUAAGGCAGAAAGCAGCCCGCCGCACGCUCAUUGGUGGGGAGCUGUAUCGCCGGUCAUACUCCGGUGUGUACUUAAAAUGCAUCGGGCAAGAGGAGGCGCGCGACCUACAUGAAGGCUUGUGCGCAAUGCACACAUGGGCGCGUAGUAUGGAACGAACUAUCUUGCUGAACGGAUACUACUGCCGCAAGUGAAAAAAGACACAAAAAAUACGCGGACCAAUGCCACAAGUGCCAAGUGAACGCGCUCCAGCAUCAUCUACCAUCGUGGCCCUUCGCGCAAUGGGGAGUGGAUCUCUUGGACCCCUUCCCAACGUCAAAAGGAAAGUGAAAGUACAUAAUCGUGGCGGUGGACUACUUCACCAAGUGGAUCGAAGUGGAAGCACUAGCCUCGAUAACUGCGCAACAGGUGACCCAUUUCCUAAAAAAUAACAUCCUUGCGCGAUUUGGUGUUCCAAACGCGCUAGUAUUCUACCAUGGGAAGCAGUUCGACUGCGCAGAGGUGAUAGACUUUUGCGACCAAGUGGGAGCCAUCGCAAGAUUCGCGUCGGUGGCCUAUCCUCAAGCCAACGGCCAAGCGGAGUCGGCAAACAAAGAAAUUCUACACAGCCUACACACCCACCUUGAUGAGGCAAAAGGAAAUUGGGUAGACGAACUUCACACAGUGCUAUGGGCGCACCGCACCACAUUCAAAGUGGCAAUAGGAGAAACCCCCUUCGCCCUCACAUAUGGCACAGACGCGGUGAUCCCCAUCGAGACGGCUGCACCCACCUAUCGGAUCACGAUGUAUGAUGAGGAGAGUAAUGACCAAGCGCGGCUACUGGAUCUAGAGUUGGCACAAGAGUGACAGGAAUUGGCAGUCAUCAGGCUAGCCGCCACAAAGGAACAAGUAGCAAAGUACUACAAUGCAAAGCUAGUGCCACACAAGCUGAUCCUCGGAGACCAAGUACUUAGGUGGAACUUCCGCCCUGACCCCGGGCAUGGAAACUCGCCUCAACAUGGGAUGGCCUAUACCUGAUCCGCGAGGUUAUUGGCGCCAACACAUUCAAGCUCAGCGAAUUGGGGGGCAUGAAAAUCCCAAGGACGUGGAAUGCGCAGAACCUCAGGAAAUAUUGCUGCCCCAGUUGAUGUGUAUCUUGUUCACAGUAGCGCUUUUUGCGCGAGGAAAUAAAUGCAAAGUUCGACA